AGAUCGACACUAUAAAAGUGGACAGAUGAGUUCUGGUUAGAAUCAUAGUUAGUUGUGCUUCCGCGUUUGAAGUUAGCCCUGUCGACACGUACAAAACUGCCAAAGAUGAAGUGUUUUGCUGCCAUUGUGAUUGUUGCCAUUUCGCUGGUUGCCGACGGAGCAGUAAUUCCUUGGAUCUGGCCAGGUGGUCCUAUUGCUAUUCCUGCCCCAGCAGGCUUAGCAAUUCCCGGAGCAACUGUUGUCCAGUCGAAUCCACCGGCAGCAGUCCUACUGCCGGCGCCGGGCGCAAUUGCGCUCGAUACCUCAGGAGCUCCUGUUGUGCUCCUGGCACCUGCUCCAGCACCGCCUGCCGUAGUUGCUGUUCCAGCACCGGUUCCAGCCGCUGCUACUUCUGUUUCCGCUACUCGCGGUUCUGUUCACGUAGCCCCUCUGCCGGGACAUUCGGUAUCGCAGCAACAGCUGAAUUUGGCUCCCGCUCCUGGAUCGGAAUGACAUCGUUCUGAAUACUCGAAUACUUUAACGGUUACUGGCUAUGAGCACUGAGUCCCAUUAACGGGCUUAAAUUUUGUUAUUAAUGAUCGGAGAUUUCCUCCUGAUUGUAUUGUACAAUUACAACCUAUAAAAUAAAUUGCAAUUUUUCAACCUAAAGGUUGACCACCAAAAAACGUUUUAAAACAUCUAAUGAGUUCAUGUCAAGCUGUGGUACAGUGAUUAAUUGUGCGGGUCGUUUUUCGUUUGAAAAUAG
Molecule: messenger RNA, 745 nt
Organism: Topomyia yanbarensis
Lineage: Eukaryota; Metazoa; Arthropoda; Insecta; Diptera; Culicidae
Product: adult cuticle protein 1-like
Exons: 2
Coding region: 106-492 (128 amino acids)
Source: RefSeq, a predicted model, not a curated record